Prunus armeniaca (apricot) is the source of this 591-nucleotide messenger RNA. Lineage: Eukaryota; Viridiplantae; Streptophyta; Magnoliopsida; Rosales; Rosaceae. The record is from the annotation of a GenBank genome assembly.
AUGGAGAUAUAUAAGUAUGCAAAAGAGCUUGGCUACCAUGACCAAGUAGUUGUGACAGGGAUACAAAAUGGUAAAAAAGUGUGUAUAGAUAGUGAUGCUCAGCUACUUGAAUGGUCUCAUUUGGUGCCUCAUAGCUUUGAAAGAGUGAUUGUAAUUUACUUGGAACACCCCACUAUUAUUAGUGUGGAUGAAACUGCAGUGGCUUGGAGGGAGAAGGGUCUUAUUGCAAGAAACCUAACUGCUGAAUUUGAACAUGAAGAUAAGAGUGAAGAACAGUCUGGUUAUGAGGGUAUGUAUGAGGAGGAUAAGGAUGAUGAAGAGGUUGUUGAAGAGGCUAUAAAUGUGGAGGAUGAGGGUGAUGAAGAGGUUAUAUAUGAAGAGGUUGAGAAUGACAAAAGGGCUGAAAAUGAGAAUGAAGACAGUGAAGAACAUGAGGAAGACCCUGAAUUUUAUGACAGUGCUUAUGAGCAAAGUGAAGAUGAACAAUGCUUGCUGGAAAAUGAUGAUAAAACAUUUGACAACUAUGUUGACCACAAUGCUACAGAUAUUGAUCUGCAGAUGAAUGAGAGAAGUCGGAUGAUAUGGUUGUAA